AGCUUUCUGGGGCAGCGAGCGGCGGGGCCGGGAGCCCAGCGAGCGGGGCGUGGAGAGCGUCGCGCGGCCCCUCGCGCCGGGCUCCGUUUGCAGGCCACAGCCCCCGCGAGGUGGCCCGCCCGUCCUCUGGCAGCUGUGGGGCGCGCAGCGUCGGGCCGCUGGGUGGCAGCGGCAUGAAGGUCACGUCGCUCGACGGGCGCCAGCUGCGCAAGAUGCUCCGCAAGGAGGCGGAGGCGCGCUGCGUGGUGCUCGACUGCCGGCCCUACCUGGCCUUCGCCGCGUCGAGCGUGCGCGGCUCGCUCAACGUCAACCUCAACUCGGUGGUGCUGCGGCGGGCCCGGGGCGGCGCGGUGUCGGCGCGCUACGUGCUGCCCGACGAGGCGGCCCGCGCUCGGCUGCUGCAGGAGGGCGGCGGCGGUGUGGCGGCGGUGGUCGUGCUGGACCAGGGUAGCCGCCACUGGCAGAAGCUGCGGGAGGAGAGCGCCGCGCGCGUCGUGCUCACCUCGCUGCUGGCCUGCCUGCCCGCCGGCCCGCGGGUCUACUUCCUUAAAGGGGGGUAUGAGACCUUCUACUCACAGUAUCCUGAGUGCUGUGUGGAUGUGAAGCCCACCUCACAAGAGAAGAUCGAAGGCGAGAGAAGCCUCCUCAGCCAGUGUGGAAAGCCCGUUCUCAGCGUCGCCUACAGACCAGCCUAUGACCAGGGUGGCCCGGUUGAAAUCCUUCCCUUCCUCUACCUUGGAAGUGCCUACCACGCAUCCAAGUGCGAGUUCCUCGCCAACCUGCACAUCACAGCCCUGCUGAAUGUUUCCCGCCGGACCUCCGAGGCCUGCACCACCCACCUACACUACAAGUGGAUCCCCGUGGAGGACAGCCACACUGCUGACAUUAGCUCCCACUUUCAAGAAGCAAUAGAUUUUAUUGACUGUGUCAGGGAAGAAGGAGGCAAGGUCCUGGUCCACUGCGAAGCUGGGGUUUCCCGGUCGCCCACCAUCUGCAUGGCUUACCUCAUGAAGACCAAGCAGUUCCGGCUGAAGGAGGCCUUCGAUUACGUCAAGCAGAGGAGGAGCGUGGUCUCUCCCAACUUUGGCUUCAUGGGACAGCUCCUUCAGUAUGAAUCUGAGAUCCUGCCCUCCACACCCACCCUCCAGCCGCCCUCCUGCCAAGGGGAGGCAGCCAGCUCCACGUUUAUAGGCCAUUUACAGACACUGAGCCCUGAUAUGCAGGGCACCUACUGCACAUUCCGUACCUCAGUGCUGGCACCGGUGCCCACCCACUCCACAGUCCCAGAGCUCCACAGGAGCCCCGUGGCCACAGCCACAUCCUGCUGAGACCGUGGUCGGUGGCUACCAGCGAGUCCCCAAGAGCAACUGUGAUUUUUGUUUUGUUUUGUUUUGUUUUAAAACUUGUGGACAUUUCAUACCCAUGCAAUACUGAAGACUGCUGCCCGCUGCCCCAGUGAGAUGCUGAGUGGUCAGCAAGGCUUGCAGAUGCACUUCAGACCAUCCCCAAGGAUGGGCUCUCGGGACUGUAUGGAAGGCCAAGCCAUGCCCCAAGCACAGUACGUGCUGACUGCUGUACUUCCGGAACCCCUGCCCACUCAGGACCACCUAGUCCUUGCACCUCAAAAGUUCGCCUUUUCAUUUCAAGCAUAAGGCAAUAAAUAAAUCCUUGCAGCAAAGUGAGAGCGAGCUUCGCUGGACCAGGACGGGAGAAGCCAAUUCACCUAGGAGGAAGCACAAUUUUCACUGUUUUUUUGAACUUCGGUAAACCUUGUCUGUCUCUGUCGCUUCAGGGAAGAGAACUGGUCACCGCCCA
Messenger RNA from Mus musculus (house mouse), 1815 nucleotides. RefSeq names its product dual specificity phosphatase 5 (gene Dusp5). Gene Ontology annotation, molecular function: protein tyrosine phosphatase activity; hydrolase activity; protein tyrosine/serine/threonine phosphatase activity. The transcript is spliced from 4 exons. Gene Ontology annotation, cellular component: nucleus. The record is from RefSeq and is marked validated. NCBI's taxonomy places the organism in Eukaryota, Metazoa, Chordata, Mammalia, Rodentia, Muridae. The coding region runs from base 174 to 1328 and encodes 384 amino acids.